AUGGUGUCCAGGAAGGAAAACAACGCUGCCCAUUCCCAGCAACAAGGAGGCUCUUCCUCUUCUCAGACGAAGAAGACCACACCCAAUGUUGUUGUAGGCAGCGGAAGUAAUGGACAACAACAACAUCAAACACAACAGCCUCCCACUGGUUCGGCAUGGACUGGAGUCAAGCCAGCAUCGUUGAGUCAAAAGUCAUCAUCGGCUGGUUCUAUGGGUAAUGGCGGUUCUGGUGUUGGAAAUAUUACAACAACAACAAUAUCAUCAUCAAUGGUGAAUACCACCUCCAACAAUACCGAGAGUAAUCAAGCAUCAAAACAACAACAACACAGAAAGAGCGCAUCUCCAAGUAAUAAGCAAGUUGCUUCAUCUUCCAACACGAACGCCACUACUUCCACUGGAGGAAGCCAGAAGGGAGACUCUCGUCCCAACAAAAGCGGACAGCAACAACAACCUAUUGAUGCAUCGUCAACAAAAGCCUCUCCAUCGCAACAACAACAACCUCCACAGCAACCAUCGACAACUACGACAUCCACAAAUCAGCAAGUCGACUCUACACCACAUCCAAAAGCCGAAGUUAACAGAAAGAGAAUCAAGUUCUUGUUCACUAAUUUUGUCGGUCAUGUGGUUGAUGUUAUCAACAGCUCCGGAGACGUCUAUGAAGGUAUCUUUCAUACUGCUAGACACGACACUAAAUACAAUGAUUUUGUGUUCGUGUUAAAGUUGGCUAAACUCGUUCGUGGAGCAAACCAUAGUACAUCCACUCAACAAACCAUUCAUGAAACUAUGACAUUCAAAUCAAAGGACAUUCAACAAAUUUAUGCCAAGAACAUUACCUUCAAGGCUCAGAAAAUUUUGAAUGGAUUUAAGACUGAUACCGAAAUUUCUAAUAGACAACAAACUGAAAAGGAACUUAUCAAGUGGCAACCUGAAGAGGGUGACAGUGAACUUGUUGCUCUUGAAGAAAGUACAUAUGCUCCAAGACAAUGGGAUCAAUUCUCUGAAAAUUUAAACAAAUUUGGUGUCAAAUCGACCUAUGAGGAGCAUCAUUAUACAACAUACCUUGACAAAAAUUCGGAAUUUUAUAAACUGCACGCUGCUAAAGCAAGUAAAAUUGCAGAAGAAAUUGAGAAGAGUAGCCCUUCCGUGAAUAACAUACACAUUUUGGAAGAAAGAGGAUUAUUGGAGCAAACUGAAAUUUCUGAAGAGGAUCUGUAUAGCUCUGUUAUUCGUGACGAAAAAAGCAUUCCAGGAGUUAAAAAGCCAAAGAAGCAGCCACAAGCAAAGCAAGUCACUCAACAACAACAACAGGCAACUACAAGUGCAUCACCUUCAAGCUCUCCAAAAUACAUUCCUCCACAUAAGCAGCAAAAACAGGGUAAUGCAACUACUCCAAUACAACAACAGACCACACCAGUUGUAACUACAACUACUACGACAACUCCAACAAUCGAAUCUUCGAAAGAACCCAAAGCAUUGGCACCAAUUGAUACCAAGUUGCAAACAGGCAAAUCACGUUCAGUCAGCCAAGUGGUCGCACCACAACCUUCCUUGUUAGAAAAUAAUGCUACUAGUGCCUCAAGCACAGCUGAAGACUCUACUCAAGACGGAUCACCAAAACACAAGGGACUUCCUGCUCACUUAGUUUUGGAAAAUAGAAGUAGUAGAAGCAAUUCUUUCACUGCUGGAACUGUACCAAACAUUGAAGAACAUAAGAGUGUUUUGUUACAUCUGACAUCUGCAAAACCCGUAUCAAGCAGCACCAAGCCAUUGAGUCCAACACUUCCAUCCUCUCCUCUUAGUUUUAAGCCAGCAGGUAGCCCUGGAACUCCAGUAAUUAAGGAAAGUAUUUUGGCAUUAGGAUUACAAACAACUACUCCUAAAAUAUCGGAACAAGCUGCUGAAGCUUUCAUUGAAUACAGAAAGAGAAAGAAUUCUGAUGCCGCAGCUAGAAAUAGAGAAAAUGACAUUAAGAUCUUGAAAGAAACUAGUUCACUUUUAGACUCAAAACUCAAGAAAUUCGUAAGCUCUCCAUCAACACAAACACCAACCGAUGAAACUGCUAAGGAGCAACAACCAUUGAAAGAAGCUUGGAAAGAACAACCCAAAGAGCAGCCAACUGAACCAUCAAAGGAACAACCAAAAGAUGCACAACCAGCCACAACUACAGUUGAGGAAAAACCCAAGCCCAAAUCCACACUCAAUCCUAAUGCUAAGGCAUUUGUGUUUAAUCCAAAAUCGCAGCCAUACGUACCAAGAUCUUCACCUGUCACAACUUCUAGCAGCACUCCUCCUUCCCACGUUCCACCAACGAAUACAACAGUUAGUACUCCACCAACCAAUCAAAUGCCAUUACCAAUGCCUGUAGCCUUUGUUCCAAUGUAUCACCCACCUAAUUUUGGUUUCAUCCCUUCAUUCCAAAACCAAAUGAACAGACCAACUCCAUGGUCACAACACAAAAUUCAGGAUAUGCCAAUCCGUGACCACUUCUUUAAAAACGUCAAUUUACAGCAAGUAGAUAAGAACAUUGGACCAGCAUGGCUUGACCAAGAGGAUUUAGAAAAUAGAAAGAGCUUCAAAGAGCAAGAUGUUUCAGAUGUUGAUAGUACUGUCGUUCAAGCAAAUCCAACAUUUGUUCCAAACUAUUUUGUUCCUCAACCAGGAAUGGUGGUCAUCCCUCCUCCUGUUGGUUAUGUUCCUCCUGUGGGUUACGUUCCUCCCGUUGGACCUCCUAGUUAUUAUCCACCAACCCUACCAAAGAGAGAAUAG
Naegleria fowleri is the source of this 2766-nucleotide messenger RNA. RefSeq lists its product as uncharacterized. The coding region runs from base 1 to 2766 and encodes 921 amino acids. The transcript has a single exon. Gene Ontology annotation, molecular function: RNA binding. The record is from RefSeq and is a predicted model, not a curated record. Lineage: Eukaryota; Heterolobosea; Eutetramitea; Acrasida; Naegleriidae. Gene Ontology annotation, biological process: cytoplasmic stress granule assembly. Gene Ontology annotation, cellular component: cytoplasmic stress granule.